AUGAAGACCUCUUCAUUGCUUGGACCCGCGGCGGCUGGUUUAUCGACCUUCCUGACGAUUUUGCCGACCGUACACGCCUUAACAUUCGAUGCCGUUUCGCUUCCCGAAUUAGACCUGUCCCAGCUGGGUCAGAUCUCGAUCACCGGUGAUUUCGAUGGCGUUACCCUUUACGAAUAUGAGGGCCAGUCGGAGGUCACUCAUUCUUCCAACACAUCAUCAAUCCUGACGCCGCUACCUAAUGGCAUUCUCACGAACCUUUCGACCGCCGAUGCCCCGAUUCAAGCCAUGUGCUCCUUUACGAAGAAAGACGGAACCUUUGCCGGAAUUUUUGUCGGUGGUAACUUUACGACUUUGGGAGGUGUGGAAUCGCGUGGUGCUGCCCUGUUCAACCCGAACUCGACUACCGUUACGGCUCUGCCAGGCCUGAAUGGUUCUGUUGCUGCCGUCGCAUGCGACCAGAGCACGAACCGUGUUUACGUGGGCGGAACCUUCACCCACAAGAACAGUUCCAAUGCGAUGGCCUGGAGCCCCGACGAUGGCUGGACCGAUCUUUCUUUCGAAGGGCUCAACGGACCCGUCACAUCACUCUUGAAGGCGGACAAUGGACACAUCAUUUUCGGAGGAUCUUUCGACGAUAUUGGUAAUUCUACGACCAAUUCCACUAAGAACGAGCUGCAGGUGCUCAACCUGGCGGAGGCGACCGUUACUUCCGACGCUAAAACCACCCUCAGUGGUUAUAUCGAUCCCCGAAAUGUUAUCUGUUCAACAAGUGGUAAAGCAGGCAAGGGCCAGACCUGGCUUCUUGAAGACAACGCUCCCGGAUUCUGGCAUGCGGAGUUUGGAUACACUUUCUACCCAUCGAAAAUUCGCCUUUACAACACUCAUAUGGAUGGACGUGGUACAAAGACCUUUAAGCUCCGCGCCAUCCCCGAUGAUGGUAUCAUGAAUCUAACAUAUACCGAUUCAUCCGGCAAGAAGGCCGCUUGUGACCAGUCCUGUCCACUUUCCAACGACUCCAGCGAAAAGUACCGGGAAUUCACAUUCGUUAACCCUGUUGGCAUGCCCGGUCUGGAAAUUGACAUUGACUCAUGGUAUGGUCAAGGUGCUGGCUUGAACGGAAUCGAGAUCUUCCAUCAGAAUAUUCUUUCAUACGCCGUUGACAAGUACAAUGAGCCCACCUGUGGCGAUAUUGAAUACCGCGCCAAGUCGACUGUCACCGGCACAUGGAGCACCGAUUCUACCUACCUUUCUGCUCAAGUGACUGACGCCAAUGCUACCGAUGCCUCGGUGGUGUUCCAACCUGACGUGAAGGAGUCUGGCAAAUACGAAAUCUUGAUGUUUACCCCCGGAUGCGUUGAAAGUAAUACGUGCGACUCCCGAGGUGAAGUUAACGUUACUGUCACAGCUGCCAAGAAUAGUGCGUCAAACCCAUCUUCUACCACCUUUCCUCAAACGAACAAUGAUGUCAGCCAACGUACGUUAUAUUCUGGACAUGUCGACAAAGCCAGCGAUUCUUUCCGCCCCAGUGUUACCCUUCGACCAGUUGCGGGCCAGGGAAAUGUCAAUAUUGCUGCUUGGCGUGUGCAGUUCAACCCACUUUUCAACAUGACCAAGAGGUCUGAUUCGGAUUCAAGCUCAGACUCCGACUCCGAGUCAGGAGAUUUGAAUGGGUUAUACGACUAUGAUCCGACCUCCACAGUAUCAUCCAACAACGCCGCUAACUCAACUAUUGAUAUGGUCGGCGGGUCGCUUAACAAGAAUGCCUCGAUCCUGGCUUUGGCGGAGUAUGACGAUGUGAUCUAUGUGGGUGGUAACUUUUCCGAGAAAAGUAUCAAAAACAUCAUGUCCAUCAGCGAUGGAAAUGCUACUGCAAUGCCAGGGGGCGGUUUGAACGCCGCAGUUUUGGCCAUGGCUACCCUUGAUGAAUAUCUCUAUGUCGGUGGAAACUUCACUGACAGCUCUGACGGUGGUGUUGAUGGUUUGUAUCAUGUCGCAGCAUACUCAUCCUCCUCGAAGAAGUGGUCAGCGUUGGCAGACGGCUUGAACGGGCCCGUUUCAACAAUUUUUCCCAUUGACCUGAAUGUGUCGUCUACCGUCAACGAGACCACUAUUGCUGUCAGCGGCGAUUUCACUCAAAUACGUGCCAGCAAUGGCAACAGUGCAGUUUAUGUGCCAGGAUUCGCUAUCUGGGUUCCUUCGAACAAGACAUGGCUUGAGACCCUCAAUGUGACUCAAAUGGAGUUUGCUGGUAAGCUGGCUGCGGUCGCUUCUGUGAAUGAUACUUCCAUCCUCGCUGGGAGCCUCGCCACAGCCGGAUACACGACUUCCGAUGCAAUCUCUCUGUCAAGCUCCGAUGGCGAUAUCGAUCUUAUCCCUGUCACUAUCAACGUCAACAAAACGCAGUCUACAGGUGGUUUCGUUACUGGUGCCUAUGAUAAUGAAUCUGGUCGCAAUAUUACCAUUUAUGGUGGUCAUUUCAAUGCCACUGCCAGUAGUGGAUCUUCCAUCUCUCACGUUGCGUUUGUCAAUGGCACUGAUGGAUCUGUCUAUGGACUGCCCCAGGACUUUGAUAGCAACUCAACUGUCCUGUCUAUGGCUGUUUACAACGACACCCUUUUCGUUGGUGGCAAUAUCACUGGAAAUAUCACCAGCGAUUCUCAUGUGAAUGGGUUCUUUGUGUACGAUUUGACCGACAAAGACUUCCCAUCUCAGCCGUGGACGCUUUACGGAUCUGGUGAUUCACCUGUUACUGUCAACUCUAUUGCUCGUCAACCCGAUUCAUCUGAUAUCUACAUUGGAGGUAACUUUGAAACGGCCGGUUCUCUACCAUGUGCAACUGUGUGUAUGUUGGACUCCAAGGCCAACUCCUGGAGCUGGCCUGGAACGGGCAUCAGUGGAAGCGUCGUUGCUCUUGAAUGGGCAGACUCGAAGACCCUCUAUGCCGCGGGUAACAUGACAGUUGGCGGCAAAACUACACAGGUCGCGACUUACAGCACGAAGUCUCAAACCUGGACUGCCGUGUCUGGUGCAUCCCAGUCCGAAAUCCCGGGAACGCUCUCUGUAUUCACACCCGCCUCCGCAGACGUCUCCAGCUUUUGGAUCGCUGGUACAUCGUCCAAUGGCUCAGCCUAUUUCCGACACUACGACGGCUCCAAGUUCCAAUCCCCUGGUGACCUGUUUUCCGAGGGAACAGUCAUUCGUGGAUUGGAAAUUCUCCCUCUCGACAAGAACCACGAUUCUGUUUCACUUCUGAGCGACGACCAAACCCUUUUGAUUCUUGGCCAACUCGUCAUUCCUGACUUCGGCAAUGCCUCGGCUGCCCUGUACAACGGAACCGAUGUGACUCCAUUCAUCCUGUCAUCGAAGUCUAACGGCGAUGCUGGUAGCAUGGCACAAAUUUUCACCGAGAACAAGAACCCGUUCUCCACCAAAACGAGCCACCAUUCCAACGGAAUUGUUGUUUUGGUUGCCUUUUGCUGCGCACUGGGUUGCGUCUUCCUCAUCGUCGCGGCUGGUGUCAUUAUGAACAAGAUCCAGCGCCGCCGCCAGGGUUACUCUGCUGCACCGCAGACGUUUGGCACUGACCGACCAACCGACAUGCAACGCGUACCGCCAGAGUACCUCUUCAAUUCUCUCGGGCAGCCGAAUCCCACUGCCCCGACAAUUUAA
Molecule: messenger RNA, 3669 nt
Organism: Penicillium angulare
Lineage: Eukaryota; Fungi; Ascomycota; Eurotiomycetes; Eurotiales; Aspergillaceae
Exons: 2
Coding region: 1-3669 (1222 amino acids)
Biological process (GO): positive regulation of establishment of bipolar cell polarity regulating cell shape
Cellular component (GO): plasma membrane of growing cell tip
Molecular function (GO): protein binding
Source: RefSeq, a predicted model, not a curated record